This is a messenger RNA of Paramecium octaurelia, 981 nucleotides long. Lineage: Eukaryota; Ciliophora; Oligohymenophorea; Peniculida; Parameciidae. The record is from the annotation of a GenBank genome assembly.
AUGUUUGGUAAUUAAGAUUANAUAUAAAACUAAUUCUAAUACGAAUAACUCCAAAAUUCAAUCAAAUAACAAGAACCUUGCGUUGCAAUAGCUACUAAUAGUGAUUGUUCAAUUGUAGUAGCUGGAUGCAAAACUGAAAUUAAAGUAUUUGAAUUUAAAUAAGAUAUAUUGACACAGGCUCAACUUUUAAGUGAGCAUACAAAAGGUGUGUGUACAUUAAACUUCAUGAAGAAAUCUAAUUAAUUUAUAUCUGGAAGUGAUGAUAAUUUAAUUAUAAUAUGGUCCAUGAACCAAAGUAAUUAAUGGGUUUGCUAAUAAAAAUUAAAUGAACAUACAAAAGGUAUUUAUUGUUUAGUGUUAAAUAAUAAUGAAGAUUUAAUCAUUUCAGGAAGUUGUGAUAAAACUAUAAAAUUUUGGAUGAACAAAAAUGGAUGGUUAUGCUAAUAGACUAUAACAGAUCAUACUGGCACUAUCUAUGGAUUAAGUUUGAAUUAGCAAUAGAACAAAGUGAUUUCAUGUGGAUAUGAUAAAUAAAUAUUAAUAAUUGAACAAUCAUAAUAGGAUUCUUAAUGGAUUGUAAUCUAAAAGAUAAAAGUUGAAACUAAUGGUUCUAGAUUAUGCUUUAUUAAUGAUAAUGUUUUUACAUUUUAGCCAGAUUCAAGCGAAUAAAUGCAUGUUUAUGAAAUAAAUGAUACAAAUAAAUAGUAUUUAAAGACUAAAGAUGUUCUUGUAAAAUAUAGUAAGGAUGGUUAUUCAUUGUUUCCGUAAUAGCAUAUAAAAUCAAAAUGGCUGCUUGUUAAUAAGAAUGGCAUUUAUGUGAAUUUGAUAAAGACAAAUGAAAAUCAAGAGUUUAGCAUAUAAUAAUCAAUUCAAUUUGGAAGUGCUUAUUUAUUUGGACAUUUGAGUGAUGACGGAUAAUUUUUGAUGACAUGGGAUGAUAUUUCAAAAGAAAUUCAAAUCAGAAAAUAUCAUGAAAUAUGA